GCACAGCGAGCACUCCUAGUUACAAUAAAUCGUCUCGUAACGUGCAAUUGAAGGGGUCCCCUUCUCCGACAGCGAUGACCACAACCUUGGUUUGAAGUGAGCGGAGGGGGGAGCACGUGGUAACUUCAGUCCAGUAUAAAUCUCCUACAAGCGGCCACUGCUGUCCGCUUGGCACGCGUAAAGGACGAGCUAUUCCCCUACUAGAUGGGGUGAGGGAAGACGCGUGAAAGCGCUCCACAGUACCGAAGGCUUUUUUUUAUUACUGAGCUGCUUCUAAAGGCAGAGCCUGUCACCGCUUUAACCACUCUGUGCGGAUUCGCGAUUUCGCCUCGACGUGUCAGCCAGACUCCGCACCUUGCGUCCCCGCUGAUCGGCAGGACCGCGUCCGAGUUUUGGUGUGUGUAAAACAACUUUUUGUCCGUAGAGUAAAGCGAUGACUUGCACAUCGAGCCGCUGAAGUUUGAAAGAUAGAGACGUCGGGCCCGGGCUCGUGGAGGCUAAGGUGCGGUUAGGAAAGCUCCGAUCCGAGCGCUCUGAUGCGGUGGAGGUGUGCUCAGUCCCGCAGGCUACACGGCUGUGCGUCCCGCUGACUCUGCGCCCUCAGCUGUUUUUCACUCUUGUUUUCGUCCAUGAAUUUCAGACCCGUUUGAUGUCGCGUCCACCUCUGGCAACAUUCAGCGGCACCUUUACGCACUCUAUCUGUCAGCCGGGAAUAGAUCCGUGGGAGCCCUUCCGACCAAGUAACGGGUACCUUUUUGUUUCGGGACUGUUGAAUGGAUUUUCAGGUACACUUUGCUAAAAAAAACUGGGUAAUUAAAAGAUUUUAAAUAACUCUUUUGGCGUCUUGACCCGUGUGCGUAAAUGCUCUCCACUUUGAUUUUUGUUUGAGAAAUGCGUCUUCCUGGCGAGAUUUAAAGAGUGAAUAUUUCCUGAAUCUGUUUUUUAUUUGAGAUUUGAAUACUGUGGAGGACAAGAUGAACCUGUGUAUUGUCAGUCUCCUCCUAACUUUGGAUUUAGCCACCGUGGCGCUCAGUUUGUCCACAUGCAGCACGCUGGACAUGGAUCAGUUCAAGAAGAAACGCAUCGAGGCGAUCCGGGGGCAGAUCCUGAGCAAACUGAAGCUCACCACCCCCCCGGAGGAUUUUCCUGAGCCCGAGGAGGUGUCCCGGGACAUUGUCGCUAUUUACAACAGCACCCGGGACCUGCUGCAGGAGAAGGCGAACGAACGGGCGGCGACGUGUGAGCGGCAGCGGAGCGAGGAGGAGUAUUACGCCAAGGAGGUGCACAAGAUCGACAUGCAGCCCUUCUAUCCGUCAGAGAAUGUCAUCUCUCCUACACACUUCAACCCUUACUUCAGGCGGCUGACAUUUGAUGUGUCCUCCAUGGAGAAGAACGCCUCCAACCUGGUAAAGGCUGAGCUCAGGAUCUUCCGUCUUCCAAACCAUGGUGCCCGAGUGUCUGAGCAGCGCAUCGAGCUCUACCAGAUUUUAGGGCACAAAGACCUGACAUCCCCAACACAGCGAUAUAUUGACAGCAAGGUGGUUCGAACACAAACAGAGGGAGAGUGGCUGUCCUUCGACGUGACAGAGGCAGUGAGUGAAUGGCUGAACCACAGAGACAGAAACAGUGGAUUCAAGAUCAGCCUGCACUGCCCAUGCUGCACAUUUGUACCAUCAAAUAACUACAUUAUUCCCAACAAGAGUGAGGAGCUGGAGGCACGGUUUGCAGGUAUUGAUGACAGUUUUAUCCAUGGCGGUGAUCUAAAGGUGUUUAAGAGGCGGCGGCACAGCGCACGAGCUCCACACCUUCUCCUCAUGCUGCUGCCUUCAUACCGUCUAGAGUCCCAGUCCCAGUCCCAAGCCCCACCCCAGUCCCAGCACAAGAACCAUCGAUCUAAGAGAGCCCUGGAUGCUGCCUACUGCUCCAGAAACGUUCAGGACAACUGCUGUUUACGGUCACUCUACAUCGAUUUUAAGAAGGACCUGGGCUGGAGGUGGAUCCAUGAGCCAAAGGGCUAUGAGGCCAACUUCUGUGCUGGGGCUUGUCCAUAUCUGUGGAGCGCCGACACCCAGCAUUCCAAGGUGUUAGGCCUAUAUAACACUAUCAACCCUGAAGCAUCAGCAUCACCUUGCUGUGUCUCCCAGGAUCUGGAGCCCCUUACCAUCCUUUACUACAUCGGCAAGACCCCCAAAAUAGAGCAGCUCUCAAAUAUGAAGGUCAAGUCCUGCAAGUGCAGUUAGAACCCCUUUGCAAGCCAGCACAAACACACUCUCUCUUUUUCGUUCACAAACACAUGCACACACAUACAAUGGAUCUGGGCAUGCAUAGAAUCAAACUGCAAUUUUCUCUUACAUGCACUAUUAUACUCAAAGCAGUGUUUCCACACAGGGCGUACUUCAGAGAGAUGCAUUGGAGAAUAUAGGUACAGUACAAUUCAUUGCUAGUUCAUUUCAUACACAACAUACAGGACCAGUGUCGUCAUGACAUCAAAAAUCUGACUUUGAUACCAAUGCUAAGCACCAGCAGUACAGUGUUUCAUUGCAUAUAUAAUAUAUCUUUUAAUAUAUAUUAAACCAUCUUCUCCUGGAGGAAAGUCAGUGUACUUAUUGAUGCUGCUAAGGUCUGAGUGACAAUGCUCUUAUGUGGCCAAAUAAAUCAAAUAAAAGGCAGCAAAGAGGAAUAAUGCCCCCACACUUCAGGAUUAUGUUUUAGCAACUGAACUGAGCAACAGUAUAUUUCCACAUUUGACAUAGGAACCUUUUCAGUAUGUAUACCAACAGGCUUUAGACCUAGUUCAUGAUGUGAUGAAAUGAUUGAUUACAAAGUGUGAUGAAGCUGCCAUCAGAUGCAGUACUGCCAAUGGAGGAUACUAGAUAGUACUUUCAAAAAUAUGUGACUGAACUUUUAAAUUUGACAGUAUUAGCUUGUUUCAGAUACAUUGAUAACAGUCUCAUCGUCAAUGAAAAAAGCUUCGUAAAAUGUUCUGGUCACAAUUUUUUGGUUAGCUUUUGUCUUAAUAGUUGCUUUGGCGACAUCCCUGGUGAUUGUUUCUGUUCCCCGUUUGCAUACCAGUGCUGACUGCUUAAAUGUUUGUAAAAUGACCUUUAGCAGUGGUAUCAAAGUCAUGCCAAAAUUUGGAUUAUUGUGAUCCCAUUGCACAGGACCCAUACUAUAUUCUACACAUACACACAAACAUACACAUACAUUGACAUUGGCUUUUGUAUGCCAUUUUUUUGCAUUUUGAAGGCCCUGUCAACAUGCAUCACCUCACACACUUGUCACACCGAGACACGAGAGUAAGGCAAACACUGGAAGUAUAAGUGAUAAGUGUCUAUAUGUGAAAUAAGUCCUAAAAAUAACUCAGGCCCCACGCCUGACACCUACCCACCACGUUACUCCCCUCUCCUCCACCUCACCCACCUCACACCAACACUUUUGUCACAGUCACACCACACUAUGUCCUCAUUUCUGUGUCUGUCUUUGUUUGGUAUCUUUUGGGAUUCUAACAGUAUUUCCAUUGUUUUGCUGUUUCUGCUUAUGGUUUAGCAUCCUGCAAAUUUUGACCCAGGUAGAAUGGUGGAUAGUAUCAAUCUUGCACUGAUGAUAUAUAAUAUCUACUCCAUUACUUAUAGUUUACAGAUUUUGGAAAAUUGUUACAUCACAUGGGGGCACCUCAAAUGAUAAUUCUGGUUUAUUAUAUCAAUUGUCUUAUAUCUGUAGUAAGCCAUAAAUACUAUUCACUAUUGGAAAGCAAUAAAACCUGAAUUUAUUGGUUGCAGAGUCAAGAAAUUCUCAUUCACAAUGACAUUUGUGAUAACAUACUGACUAAAAAGCCAACCUUGGAACAUUAAUUGCUUAGCAGUAUGUUAUGUCCUUCUAUGUUUUUAGCAGCUUUUAACAAACUGACUCAUAAGCCUGCAUCAAUGUCCAUUUUUUAGACAGCAGCAGUUCCAAGAGCUGAAGAGAUGACAUUAGAGGAGAGUGCAGGUGGAUAUCAUGGAUAAGGGACUGAGAGCUGUUUUAAAAUUGGUGAACUUUUUUUAAAGUCAUGAAGGGAUAUAAUUUAAAUAGGAAGUGUUCUAGCUGUUCUAGCAGUUACUCAUUUAUAUUAGAAUAUAGAUUAGGCUAUAGGUAUAGAGACAGUUUUGGAAAGGCAGAUGAGAGAGUUGCUUUACAGAAGCAGUGGCUAUAGAAAGUGAGGGCAAGAGUACAGCCCUUUAUUUCAUUUACUAUUGUACUGUAUUAAUACACAGUUUACAAACCCAUUCCAACUUUAACUGACUGCGCUUACUGUACAGUAGUUGUGUGCAGUUUUCCUGUGCAGUGAAGCAUUAUUAGUUAUAAAAGUGUUACAUCCAACCUGAUAUCAAUCUGAUGUCAUUGUAGUGAUGGUACUAUGUUUUCAGACCUCAGCUAUUAGUUUGUGCUAGGACUUUGUCAAAAAAUAAUUUUCAGAGCAACCCACCUGAUCCUACAGUAUGUCAUAGAAUUGAUGUUGCUCCAUUCUUUAAUGAUGCCUCACAGUGAAUUCUGAAUUUGAACAGGUCAGUUUUACCUGCAUACAGCAACUGUCAUUUAGCAAAAUAAACACAGUGGUUUAGAUUAGUAUGCGGUGGUAAAUUAAAGGUAAAUCAAACUCACCCACUGUCACCGAAUUGCCUGUUUUAAUUGUCAACCUUUUGAUGUCUGCUGUCCUCACUCACCUUUUAUCAAAACGUUUUCAGUCACAGCUCAGUGCAGGUCAGGUGUACAAGAGGUGGGUUGGAGGGUCAAAGUUGAGUAUCACUGCUUUAGAGGGUCGCAGGGGGACUGAAGCUGAUCCCAGCUGACCAUUGGGCGAAAGGCAGGGUAUAACUUGAACAUGUCAAUUUAGUGUCAGCAAUUAACCCGCGGAACAUUUGAGAACAUGCAAACUCCACGCCUCAGCCAGGCAGCAUGUUAAAACCCAGAACCUUUUGAUGUGAGGCGAGUAUGACGAAAACUAGACCCAAUUUGUAAUAAGCCAGAAUUAUCCCUUUAAUGAUAUUCAUGGACAGAUUAUUGUGUUGUAUUUCAAAUAACUGACAAAGGUGUCCUCCAUGUCCCAUUUAGUGUCUACUGGCUAGCAGUGAUUAAUGUUGAACAAUUAGAGGCUUUCCACACAUCGAGGAAACUCAAAGAAUUGAUUACUAAAGCUUAAGAACUGGAGUAGCGUACUCAGCACAGCCACAGGUUCAGUCCAUACUUGCUAUGAAAGUCUGGAAUAAGAGAAAAGAAUCUUUUGGUAAGUGAUGAUUGAGCUAUGUUGUUGCCUGUGAUCAGUGUGUGAAUGAUUUUAUGAAGGUAUUCAUGAAUAGUAGAUAUGACUUUCAAAGAAUGGUCUCAGAGCCAAAUAUAUUAGAAAAUGUCUCCAAACAUCAACAGCCACCUCUGUCGCUCUAGUGUUUUGUAGUGUCAUCAGUGUGUCAUCUUCCUGCCAACAUCCAAACUUUUAUUUCACUUCAAACAUACAAAAGCUGUCUGUCAGUCAUGAUCUUUUUGUGUCUUUAAUUAAAAAAACAAAUUGCACUGAUGCUGUAUUAAUUUUACUAUUUUAAAAUACAUAGUUGUCUUAGUUAGUCUGAACUCUCCCCUUUAUCAAAUGAGUGUUGAUGUAGGUGACCUGACCCCAGCCCCUUCGGGCAUUUAGUGCCAGUGGACUUAUUGAAUAGCAGAAAAAAAAUAGAGCUAGGCACCAACUUUGUCACAAUAGAGCUGUUAUUUUUUAUGUGUAUUUGUUGUGAUGAUGAUGUUAUUGUGACCCACUAUGCUGUAUUGUAACACAGUAUUGUCGUGGUGCUCUAGUGGUAAAUAAAUUAUUUAAGUUUCAAGGAA
Molecule: messenger RNA, 5853 nt
Organism: Larimichthys crocea (large yellow croaker)
Lineage: Eukaryota; Metazoa; Chordata; Actinopteri; Sciaenidae
Gene: tgfb2
Product: transforming growth factor, beta 2
Exons: 7
Coding region: 975-2240 (421 amino acids)
Biological process (GO): regulation of cell population proliferation; transforming growth factor beta receptor signaling pathway
Cellular component (GO): extracellular region
Molecular function (GO): transforming growth factor beta receptor binding; growth factor activity; cytokine activity
Source: RefSeq, a predicted model, not a curated record